AUGAACUUUCUGUUUCUGCUCUUCUUAGUCUUCUUUGCACCGCUGAUUUUAUUCGCCGCAUGGCUGGCCGCCUCAUCCUGCCUAGGGAAUCGCUUUCGCGCUCGCUUCGGAGGGGUUUCGGUGCGCCCAGGGGUUGACUCUUACGGCCAGAGCUACCUCCGAACUAUGGCAAACUCCGGUCCUGCGAUGUCCGAGCAAAUCGAGCUCGAGGAUACGCUCGCCGAACCAGGAAUCUGGCGCCACUUUGAAGAGGAGGAUUGA
Penicillium macrosclerotiorum is the source of this 261-nucleotide messenger RNA. RefSeq lists its product as uncharacterized. Lineage: Eukaryota; Fungi; Ascomycota; Eurotiomycetes; Eurotiales; Aspergillaceae. The record is from RefSeq and is a predicted model, not a curated record. The coding region runs from base 1 to 261 and encodes 86 amino acids. The transcript is spliced from 2 exons.